Polistes canadensis is the source of this 1425-nucleotide messenger RNA. RefSeq lists its product as uncharacterized. The transcript has 5 exons. Lineage: Eukaryota; Metazoa; Arthropoda; Insecta; Hymenoptera; Vespidae. The record is from RefSeq and is a predicted model, not a curated record. The coding region runs from base 359 to 1333 and encodes 324 amino acids.
UUUUCGAUAACUGUUGCUAGAUGAUGUAUAUAAAUGAAUACAUCAAUUUAUAGUCUGAGAACUUAACGUUUACUCAGAUUCAAAUUUUAUAUCAAAAAAUGGAUACACGUACAGCGAAUUUAAAUGACAAAUUGUGAUAAUUAAAAGAAUAUAUUAUAACAUCAUAUUGUAAAUAAAGAUUUGUUUGAAAAAGAUUUGUCUUAGUUAAUAAUAAUUUGGAUAUUUUGUCGAGGAAGUAUUCUGCAUUGUAAUAUUCAAGCAACAGAAAUAUCAUUUGUAUCCGAGCAAUUAACUUGAACGUCAUAAUUUUUUAUUUGCGUUCAUUUCGUUAAAACAUUAAAUAAUUUCUUAACAAAAAAUGCCAAGCACUAAGGCGAACGCAAACUCAACUAAUCAGAAUAAAAGGAAAAGAAAAGUAUCUAAAUCUAUUCAGUGUGAUAUUCAAAACGAUGAGAUAAUUCAUUUGCAAGAACAAUUAAAAUUAUUGCAAUUAGAAAAUGAAACUCUGAAGAAGCAUGUCGACGGUAAUCCUGUAGCUUUUAAAAGCUUAUCACCGGAUACUAAUGUGAGUGGCAGACGAAGUCCACGAAUAAACAAAAAUUUGAUGACAACAAAAUCUCGAAUAAUGAAAAAUACAAUGAAUCAAAAAACUUGUUCUUGCAAAGGUAAUUGUUCUACCAGAACAUGCGGUUGUGUUAAGAAUCAACGUAAAUGUGGUCCGACUUGUAAAUGUAACGAUCAAUCUUGUACAAAUCAGGAAUUAGAAAAUAAGGAAAAUAUGGAAAGUACGCAGAAUAAAAUAUUUGAUGAAACACUAAACUUAGAAAAUGCACCUUUGAAAGGUGAAACCAUACAUCAGCACUUAUUCUCUCCUACAGAUACAUUGCAUGAAGCUACAAUUAACAUUAAAAUGGAAGAAAUAUCUUUUAAAAUUAAAAAGCAAUUAGCUUAUGAUUCUGAUGAAGAUACUAAGAAAAGAAUUGUAAAAAAGAACUUAAUCAAAAAGAAAAAAAUUAAGCAACGAAACGAAGAUAAAAACGAUAUCCCUACGGUGGAUACAAAUUUUGAUCCUAUGAAACCUAAUCGUCAAUUGCCACGAACACCACCACGAAGCAGUACGGAAAACGAAUCUUAUAAUCUUUCAACGAUCAUUGAAACAUCUUCAGAGAAAGUCGAAAAUAUUUUACCAAAAGAAAAUAUUCCAGAAGAAUUAAAUCAAGAAAAUGUAGAUUUGGAUAAGCUGAGUAUAGUAUUUGUUAAAUGUAGUAAAUGCGAACGAAAAUUUUAUCCAUGGAGAGUAAAAGUACACGAAAAUGCCUGCCAUAAGUUAUAAUAGACUAUUAACUUUUAGAGUUUUUACUACAUUAACUUUUUUUUUUUUUAAUAAAUUAAUUAUCUAUAAUAAAUAUUUGUGAUGUUAAUUAU